AUGUUUGGAGUUGCCUCAGACAAAGGCGAGGGGUGGGUCGCUAAAUAUGCGCGGUCCCACAACAUCUUCACCAUUGACGACCUCGUGACAGCCUUGCAGCACGGAGCCAAGCACGCAGCCGGCUUUGCCGCAAACAAUGCCACAUGGGUCAUCAAGAAGCUGUCCUUCAGUGACCCGAAGCCAGCCAAGCAGGAGUUCUUCUACGCGAAGUCUUUAAAGCUCACAAGGACUUACUCCCUUGAAAUUGUACCGCGUCCGCCGCCAAAUCGUGCAGGCGCACGGCCACAGGUGCACAACUGCAUUUUCACCGGUGGAGCGCGCAUUCCCGUGAGUGACUGGCGCCUAGAGGUGAUGCACAGCGAUGGUGAUGAGAACUGGCGCAGGACGUACCUGGAGGGACCGCGCGAUUGGGAGGAGGGCCCACCUUCAUUGGAGAAGGCAGACUCUCAUCACUUGGUCAGAGUCUGGGAAGCGCAGCAUCGCUGCAGGGCGCCGCAUGGGAUGUUUUACCAUCGCAGCCUCGCGCAGAAGGUGGCACGUGUCGAGCGACGGCACUUGCGCAAUUCUCGCCGGCUGCAGAACAAGCUGCAGUAUCUGCGCCAGGCUGCCGCUGGCGAGGACGCACAGUCCGGGAGCUCUUCCUCAACGUCGUCGUCCUCGACUUCAGAUUCAGAGACGUCCGAUGCAUGA
Molecule: messenger RNA, 690 nt
Organism: Symbiodinium sp. CCMP2592
Lineage: Eukaryota; Dinophyceae; Suessiales; Symbiodiniaceae
Source: the annotation of a GenBank genome assembly